GAAAUAAACUAGGCGGUAGAAAAUUAUUAAGAUCUGAUUUUUACUUUAAAAUGGCCCUAAAAAGUAUAUCUUCAAUGUUAAAUAAGAAACCGAUAUUGUAUUUAGAUAUAAUUCGUAAAGCUACAACUAGUACACAGGAACCAGCCAGAAUAGAAAAAACAAUAAAUUCAGUUCAAUUGCUUGGUAGAGUAGGGGCAGAUCCUCAGAAAAAAGGUACAGAAGAACAUCCGAUUGCAGUUUUUUCUUUAGCAACACAUACUAAUUAUAGAUACGAAUCCGGCGAAUUUAUGCAAAGGACUGAAUGGCAUAGAAUAGUUUGUUUUAAACCAGGUCUUCGAGAAACUAUACUCAAUUACCUAAAGAAAGGUCAGAGAGUUCACGUUAAUGGUAGAAUUACUUAUGGAGAAGUCCGCGGUGAAGAUGGAAAACCGAGAACAACAACAGCUAUAGCAGCUGAUGAUGUUAUUUUCUUUAAUUCACAACAAUAAAAAUAUUUUUAGAAAUUGGUUUCUUUAUAAAUAAAUGAUUAUUUUAAUUAAAAUAU
Diorhabda sublineata is the source of this 544-nucleotide messenger RNA. RefSeq names its product single-stranded DNA-binding protein, mitochondrial (gene mtSSB). NCBI's taxonomy places the organism in Eukaryota, Metazoa, Arthropoda, Insecta, Coleoptera, Chrysomelidae. Gene Ontology annotation, cellular component: mitochondrial nucleoid. Gene Ontology annotation, molecular function: single-stranded DNA binding. The transcript is spliced from 3 exons. The record is from RefSeq and is a predicted model, not a curated record. Gene Ontology annotation, biological process: positive regulation of helicase activity; mitochondrial DNA replication. Bases 51 to 488 code for a protein of 145 amino acids.